This is a messenger RNA of Effrenium voratum, 561 nucleotides long. The record is from the annotation of a GenBank genome assembly. Lineage: Eukaryota; Dinophyceae; Suessiales; Symbiodiniaceae.
AUGCGAGCAGAGUUGAAGAAAAGGCAAGAGCGAAGAAGUGGCAGCCGGCCGCUACCAAGUUAUCAACAUACACCGCAUGGCCACCGGUCCGCGCAGCGGGUAUCUUACACGCAUCUGACUUUAGAGCGACACGUUCAGGCGCCCGAUGGGCAGAUCCUGCAGGAAGGCAUCAGCGAAGCUGGAGCGCUUUGCACCUGGAUCGCUGCGGGCACUUCCUAUGCCUCCCAGCAGUGUCCCAUGAUGCCCUUCUUCAUCUACUACUCGAUGUUCGGCUUCCAGCGUGUGGGCGACAUCAUUUGGCAGGCGGCGGAUGCUCGCGCCCGGGGCUUCUUGCUGGGCGCCACGGCCGGGCGCACCACGCUGAACGGCGAGGGGCUGCAGCACCAGGACGGCCACUCCCUGCUCAUCGGCAUCACCAACCCCGCGGUGAUUGGCUGGGACCCGUCCUUCGCCUACGAGGUGUCUUACAUCAUAGAGCAUGGCAUUGAGGAGAUGUGGGGCAAAGACAAGGACUUGAUCUACUACAUCUCGCUCUACAACGAGUACCCUGGUUGCAUCUGA